UGGAAAUUUGUCCUCCACAAAUAAAUGAGUCAAAGGUAUCCAUUUGAGGAAUUUCCUGACAUACAAAGUUUUCUUUUUCAAAGAAUAAUGGCCACCCUAGAUGUAUGUUGUCUAAAGGAGAAGAAACUAAGAAAAACAAUCCGAUGUUUUAGAGAACAUCGAGUUCGAUCAAACCCAACCAUCCACACAACCAAGACCACGACAUUUUCAUCUCUUGGGUACAAAAUAAAAUGGAUUUGGUGGCUAAUCUUCUAGAAAGGCUGGCAUCUGCCGGCGAUUCUUUGAAUUUGCUUUAUUUAGUGGUCCAAAAUUGGAUCAUAUUUCAAAAAGACGAGUUUGACGUUUUCGACGAGGAGGGCGAUCCAUUCACCACACAGGUCUUCCUAAUCGAGAUAUCCACCGGGAAAUAUAUCCACAGAGCUCAAGGGCGGAAAAUCGAUUUCGGGACCACUUUAGAUCUGGAUAUUUUGUAUUCGAAAUUGUCUGAAUCUUUUGUUGAGUUCAAAGUGUGCCAAGGGUUUUCGCCGAAAUCUCAAAUCGGAAACGAGGCCAAUCUGUGCAUCCUAGAGUUUCCUUACAAGCGAAGAGUAGCUCUCAAUUGUCAGAGUGUAUUCAAGUCGAAUGAAGGGUCGAAUGAACAUGAACAUGGGGUAGAAUUGGACAAGGUCUGUUGCCUUCCUUGUCAAGAAGUCUGGAGUAAUGAGAGUUAUUGGGAUUCUCUGGCAAUGAAUUCGAGAAAAUUAAAGGCGGUAUUGGAGGAAGAGACCGAGCUUUUUCCACCUCUUGAAGAAGAAGAGCAUCGUACUGAAGAUCUAGUGUCCGAUUUUAAACCUAACCUGAAAUCUGAUGAUGAUCAAGUCAAUCGUCCGCUGCGUAUUCAACUUGCUAGACAAAUUUCAAGAAAAAGACCGGUCCACAACGAGGUUCCACCGGAAGAUGACCCAACCAAAAGGGUUUACUCGUGCAACCAUUGUGCGCAAACUUUUUCUUCCCCCGAUGCGUAUCAGAAGCAUCAACGAAAAAAGCGGAAAGUAGGCUGUAAAGAGUGUAAGAAAGACAUAUUUACCUUCAAACAACUUAUUGAACAUGCAUCCAAAGCACAUCCCAAGACAAUCGAAAAGUACCUGAAGUACGGGCAAAAUUCGGCCGAUUUGAAAUUGCUCAAAGUGCCUAAGAAAUGCUCAUUGUGCGAUCUAGUUCUCAACGGUAAUUUUUUGCUGUAUCGCCACAAAGAAAUCUACCACGAGUUGGGCGAUUUCAAAUGUGCCACUUGCCAGGAGCCUUGUUUGACCUAUUACGACCUUGUGAUCCACAAUUAUCAGGAGCACGACCAAUCUUUGAAGCACAUUCAGCCUCAAACCUAUGGAUUGGAGGCGGUGACCUUUCCGGACGGAAAAGUCGAGUACAAGCGAGUGAAUUUUGCCUGUGAACAUUGUGAUGCCACAUAUUGCAAUGAUAGUGGUUGGACCAUGCAUAUGAUAGCCAAUCAUUCGUGGGAUCUCUUUAAGUGUAAGCUCUGGGAAGAGACUUGUCAUUAUGCCCAUGAUUUUUCGACCCACGUGUUGAAUUUUCAUCCCUACAAUCCCGAAGUGAAAUGCCCCACUCCCUACUGCUUCCAUGUAUCAAAUCUCAAGGAGGAUCCCGACCAUUUCAAUUUGCAUUUCCAAGAGUGUCGAAGGCCCAGGUAUGAUUGUAAAAGUGCGCCUCAGCAAGGUAUGUUCCAAUGUGAUACUUGUGGCAAGAAGUACUCCUCCAAAGGAUCUUUUGAUGCCCAUAUCAAACAACACCAAGGGAUUGAACGUUACAAGUGCAUUCAUUGUGAUUACGGAACCAAUAUCAAAGUUGUCUUGAUUGACCACGAAAAUAAGCACCUUCGCGAGAAAGGCCUGACCAAUGCCGACACGAAUCUUGUUCUCUAUCACCAAUGCGAUCAAUGUGGAAAGGAAUUUGCACACAAGCACUCACUUCGAAACCACAUUAAAAGCACUCAUUUGAGCAUCCAGAAAAUUCGAGAAUGCAAAGAUUGUGGGCAGAGGUUUCGAUCCCAAUCCGUUUUGUACUUGCAUAAGCGAAGAGUCCAUGGAUUUGUCAAUACGAAGCCAAUAAGAGGGGGCAGAAGAGUCGCAAAAAAGGCUUCAAAAGAACUUGAUUUUGAGUGAUUGUCAAAAUCCAUGUUGUUUCAAGAUAAAUCGAUAUUAGAAGGUUGAUCCUAUAUCAUUCAUUAGAGCUCACUAACAAAGCAUAACAUUACUUGAAAGUGGAGCUUCUUGUCCAACUUAAAUUAAGACAGUUUUAGUUAGAUAAUACUAUAAUGGCUAACACAUUAUAACGCAGAUGCAUCUUUGUUCAGAUUGAAAUUUUUGCCAACAUGAGAAAUGACAUACACAUAAUUACGUUUUUAUCAAUUAGCAACAGGAAAACAGCAAGCUAAGGGCUCCAAUAUGUAGACAAACCUGAUAAGGUGCAAAUCCAAUUUAUUGAUUGCUGAUUAA
Molecule: messenger RNA, 2492 nt
Organism: Tigriopus californicus
Lineage: Eukaryota; Metazoa; Arthropoda; Copepoda; Harpacticoida; Harpacticidae
Product: zinc finger protein 184-like
Exons: 1
Coding region: 231-2159 (642 amino acids)
Biological process (GO): regulation of transcription by RNA polymerase II
Cellular component (GO): nucleus
Molecular function (GO): RNA polymerase II transcription regulatory region sequence-specific DNA binding; DNA-binding transcription factor activity, RNA polymerase II-specific
Source: RefSeq, a predicted model, not a curated record